CUCCAAGAGAGCUGCUAGACUCACGUGAUGCAUUCAAGUUUGUAAGUUAUGGACACACUUUAAUCGGCUGGAGAUCACCCACAAAGAAGGGUUUAAAGAAUGCGUUAUAUAAAAUAUUUUCACUCGUCGUAAUUGCUAUAAAUACUUAUCUACCAAUUUCAAUGAUGAUAAACUACAUAAGGGAAUUUAAAAACAUGACACCAGGAGAACUUAUCACAUCGGUUCAGUUGAUGUUCAAUUUACCCAACUGCUAUAUUAAGGCUGCGAUUCUCUACUUUAAUCUGUGGAGGUUGGAAAAGGCUAAAGAAAUGUUGGAUGAGAUGGACAAGAGUUGCACUAGACAAGAAGAGAAGUUGCAAGUACAUCGAUCUGUUAUACGCUGCAACACAAUUUACCUCGCUUUCAUGUCCGUUUAUAAUUUCUAUCCUCUAUCAACGUUUGCUAAUGGAAUAAUCAAUGGAGUCACGCCUUGGAGCCUUUAUAUCCCAUUCUUAAACUGGCGUGAUGGAACCCGGCAACUCUGGCUAGCGGCGAUUAUUGAAUAUUUCUUAGUAAUUUUUCCAGUCUAUUAUAAUAAUGCAACUGAUAUCUAUCCUGUAAUUUAUGGACAAACUAUCCGAUUGCACUUCGAUCUAUUAAUAAAACGCAUUCAAAGAUUAAGAUGCGACGGUGAUAAAACUGAGGAUAAGAACUACGAAGAACUGACUGGAUGUAUCAAGGAUCACAAACGCAUAUUAGAAUAUUGCGACAUCUUGAGGCCGCUCAUUUCAAGCACGAUCUUUUUUCAGUUUUUAGUUGUGGGCAUGGUAUUAGGACUUACCUUUACCAAUCUCAUUUAUUUUAGCGACUUGUUGUCGGGGAUUGCAAAUCUUGCCUAUAUUUUUGUAUAUUUUCCUGCUGUUUACAACAAUGCGGCAGAUAUCUACCCUGUAAUCUAUGGAUUGACCAUUCGUCUGCACAUAAAUCUGCUAAUCAAACGCAUUGAACUAUUAAGAUGCGAUGAUAACAGAAGCGAGGAAGAACACUACGAGGAGUUGACUGGAUGCAUCAAGGAUCACAAGCGUCUUUUAGAGUACUGCAACAUUUUGCGACCUUUGAUCUCUCGCAUUAUCUUUGUGCAGUUUAUUAUGGUCGGCAUCAUAUUUGGUCUCUGUAUGACAAAUUUAUUCUUUUUCGCCGACAUGUGGACUUGCAUUUCUACUAUGUCGUAUAUUUUUGGUUGCAUCUUUCAAACAUUUCCCUUCUGCUACAUCUGCAACAUGAUGGAGGAUGCUGUAAGCGAUCUUACUUUGAGUAUAUUUCAAUCAAAUUGGCUUGGUGCACCUCGUCGUUAUAAGUCCUCACUUCUCUACUUCAUGCAUCAAUCUCAACAACCGAUUAAGUUUACAGCUGGCAGCAUUUUUGAAAUCUCUUUGGCCACUAACAUAAAUCUGGCUAAGUUUGCCUUCACGGUGGUUACAAUUGUGCAACAAUUCAACUUGGCUGAGAAGCUGGAUCGAAAAUGAAGCAAGAAAUGUUCAGAAUUUGCCA
Molecule: messenger RNA, 1530 nt
Organism: Drosophila sulfurigaster albostrigata
Lineage: Eukaryota; Metazoa; Arthropoda; Insecta; Diptera; Drosophilidae
Product: odorant receptor 42b-like
Exons: 5
Coding region: 162-1505 (447 amino acids)
Biological process (GO): detection of chemical stimulus involved in sensory perception of smell; sensory perception of smell
Cellular component (GO): plasma membrane
Molecular function (GO): olfactory receptor activity; odorant binding
Source: RefSeq, a predicted model, not a curated record